AUGGCAGGGUGCUUUUGGACAAUAUUGUUUCUUCUCUCUGCCCUUUUCCUUCAGACAGAGCAGACAGUGUUUAUCUCAGCUGAAGAUGCAAACAACGUUAUCAAGAGACAGAGGCGUGCCAGCACCCUACUUUUGGAGGAGGUCCUCCAAGGCAGCUUGGAAAGGGAAUGCCUUGAAGAGAGAUGUACGCACGAAGAAGCAAGAGAAGUAUUUGAAAAUGAUGAAAUGCUCAAAAUGUUUUGGGAUGCCUACUACGGGGGCGGGAGGUGCUCAUCGAGCCCCUGCCAGCACAACGGCGUGUGCGAGGACAGCAUUCGUGGCUACACCUGCACCUGUGCCGAGGGCUACGAGGGAGAGAACUGUGCUUUCGCUAAAAAUGAAUGUCAUCACCAAGCAAAGGAAGGAUGUCACCACUUCUGCUACCCGGGAAGUCAUUCCUACCGUUGCUCCUGCGCUGAUGGCUAUGAGCUUGGGAAGGAUAAAAAACAGUGUAUCGCAUUAGAUCAAUGUGCAUGUGGCAGACUUCAAGACAGUGAUAAUCUGAUAAGCGAAACCAGGAAGAAACGUGAUGAACGAUUUCCUUGGCAGGUGCUGCUGCUAAACCCGGAAGGGAAGGGCUUCUGUGGAGGAGUGCUGCUAAAAAGUAGCUUUGUACUGACUACAGCAGAGUGUGCCCUUCUGCAUAGCCAUUUUGAAAUCAGGGUUGUCGCUGGGCGCAAUGGAACAAGUGGAACCGAGAAGAUAAUGCAAGUUAGGGAGAAACACGUACACAUCCGGUAUGAUGAAGACACUGGCGAGAACAACGUUGCAUUACUACAACUCCAAGAGCAUGUUGAGUGCAACAACCACCAGCUUCCUGUAUGCAUCCCUGAAAGAGAUUUUGCAGAACACGUUUUAAUUCCAAAACUGGCUGGUACAGUCAGUGGCUGGAGAAUGGAAGGUGAUGAUCUUCAAGGUGAAGAGUUGCAGGUUUCAUACCUUCCUGCCGAGGACUGCAAACAAAUACUCAAUGUAAGCCUCACAAACAGGCAGUUUUGUGGACAUCUCCAGGAAGCCGUAGACAAACGACUGGCUGGAGGAAGCUUUUUAGCUACCGAGUAUAAGGGAACUUGGUUUCUGACUGGUAUCCUGGGAUCUUGGCCACUAGAAGACAUGGACUGGGAAACACUGCUAUUCACUAACACUGCGAGGUAUAUGAUAUGGUUUAAACAAAAAAUGAAGUAA
This is a messenger RNA of Tauraco erythrolophus (red-crested turaco), 1224 nucleotides long. The record is from RefSeq and is a predicted model, not a curated record. NCBI's taxonomy places the organism in Eukaryota, Metazoa, Chordata, Aves, Musophagiformes, Musophagidae.